AUGCAUAGGCAAUUCAAAUCCGAAGGCUUCCGCGUACACGGCUUGAGCGACCAGGAAAUCAAGGAGAUUCUGACGCAAAUUGCUCCGGCAUCGGUGAUCACUCGCUGUGCGGGCCACCGACAAGGCUCCCGGUUACCAUUCACAGCCUACAUUUCCGUGAAGGAGCGACGACAUGAAUACCGCUACGUGCACUUUGCCACGAAGAGCGAAGCUGCUACAUUCUUCGACAUGCAUGCGUCCGGCUCCCUCAUGUCCAAGUGCGAGCUCCCCUCCAAGAUGGCAUCAGAGUGGAAUAUGUAA
Messenger RNA from Lichtheimia ornata, 300 nucleotides. RefSeq lists its product as uncharacterized. The transcript has a single exon. Bases 1 to 300 code for a protein of 99 amino acids. The record is from RefSeq and is a predicted model, not a curated record. Lineage: Eukaryota; Fungi; Mucoromycota; Mucoromycetes; Mucorales; Lichtheimiaceae.